UUCAUGCACACACAGUCCAAUCUGGACCAGUCCGAUAUUGCUUCGUCUCUGGACAAUACCUGUGCAAAAGGCUAAUAAAUUACGAGAUGAUCUAGCAUAUUCGUUUAGGUCGUAGUAUUAUUAAUCACAUAUAUAUAGUCUGUUAGAUAGUAUAAGAAUUACAGUACAAGUUUACAGUCUAUUAGGAAUAGUCUAUAGUUUAUUUGCGGUUUAUUGUUAUAUAAAGUAAGCGGAAUUAUCAAUUAAAACGGCUGGCAAUAUCGAAAAGAGAGGAAUAUUAACCCACGCUGUUGUACCGUAAAGACUGCAGUAUAUUUACGGGUAAAAUCGGAGCGUCCAGCCGCAGUAUCCUGCUGAAAACCAGCGGAGCAUUACAGCGCAGAAUCCCACCGUAAGAGCGCAGCGGUUCACCUCACCAGCCUUCACCGGCGUCCCGGCGCCCAGGAGCGGCUUCGGGAGGUACGCGAGUCCCGAUGCUCCCGGCCUUCUCCACCCCAGCGGGCCGCAAUGGGGGAGACGAAAAUUAUCUACCACCUGGACGACCAGGAGACUCCGUACCUGGUCAAAGUGCCAGUGCCGGCCGAAGAAGUCACUCUGGCCCACUUUAAACAAGUCCUCAAUAAACCCAACUAUAAAUUCUUCUUCAAGUCAAUGGACGAUGAUUUCGGGGUUGUGAAGGAAGAGAUAUCAGACGAUAACGCCAAGUUGCCAUGUUUCAACGGCCGUGUAGUGUCAUGGUUGGUCUCAGCCGAUGGCUCUCACGGUUCAGAUGGAGGUUCGGUGUGUGCAGAGACUCAGGCCGAUCUUCCUCCUCCGUUAGAGAGGACAGGGGGCAUUGGGGACUCCAGACCGCCCUCCUUCCAUGCCAAUGCAGCGGGCAGUCAGGACAACCUGGACAAUGACACGGAGGCUGAGGUCGGCACGUCAGCGCGGAGAGACAGAGAGCGAGACAGGGAUAGAGAACGAGAGAGACCACGCAGGAAAGACACCCAUGAUCACGGAGGCAGGUUGAAUGGUCACUCACGGCCCGAACGCAGGCCUGAGAUUGCGGGUUAUGAGACCUCUUCCACCCUCAUGAGCAGUGAACUGGACACCACCAGCUUCUUCGACUCGGAGGAGGACGACUCAACCAGCCGCUUCAGCAGCUCUACAGAGCAAAGCACAUCGUCACGGCUCAUGAGACGACAUCGCCGACGCCGACGGAAAACCAAACCGCCACGGAUGGAGAGGUCAUCCUCCUUCAGCAGCAUCACUGACUCCACCAUGUCUCUGAACAUCAUCACUGUCACAUUAAACAUGGAGAAGUAUAACUUCCUGGGCAUCAGCAUCGUGGGUCAGAGUAACGAGAGAGGUGACGGGGGCAUCUACAUCGGCUCCAUCAUGAAGGGGGGAGCAGUAGCAGCGGACGGACGCAUCGAACCAGGCGAUAUGCUGCUCCAGGUGAACGACAUUAACUUUGAGAACAUGAGCAAUGACGAUGCUGUGAGGGUUUUGAGAGAAAUCGUGCACAAACCUGGCCCUAUCACACUGACUGUGGCUAAGUGUUGGGACCCAAAUCCUCGCAGCUGCUUUACCUUGCCUCGCAGUGAGCCUAUCCGCCCGAUCGAUCCUGCUGCCUGGGUGUCUCACACGGCUGCGAUGACGGGGGCGUACCCGGUGUACGGCUUGAGCCCUUCUAUGAGCACCAUCACCUCCACCAGCUCCUCUAUCACCAGCUCCAUUCCAGAGACUGAACGCUUCGAUGAUUUCCACUUGUCCAUUCACAGCGAUAUGGCAACCGUCGCUAAAGCAAUGGCUUCUCCAGAAUCAGGGCUGGAGGUGCGAGACAGGAUGUGGCUGAAAAUAACCAUCCCAAACGCCUUUAUAGGUUCUGAUGUGGUGGACUGGCUCUAUCAUCACGUGGAAGGUUUCACAGACCGGCGUGAAGCGAGGAAGUACGCAAGCAACUUGCUGAAGGCUGGCUACAUUCGCCACACCGUCAACAAAAUCACCUUCUCCGAGCAGUGCUACUACAUCUUUGGAGACCUCUGUGGCAACAUGGCUAAUCUGUCCUUGCACGAUCAUGAGGGCUCUAGUGCAUCUGACCAGGACACUCUUGCUCCAUUGCCCCACCCUGGAGCUGCUCCAUGGCCUUUUGCUUUCCCCUAUCAGUACCCCGUCCCUCAGCCCUACAGUCCACACCAAGUGCAAGAUCAAGCCUACAGCUACCCAGGAGGAGGAGGAGGAGGAGGAGGAGGAGGAGGCAGCGCUGGCAGCCCACACAGCGAAGGGAGUCGUAGCAGUGGUUCAAACCGCAGUGGUAAUAAGGCUGGUGCAUUGGAGACAAAGUCUGGGGGCAGUGGUAGCGAGACUGAGAAAAGAGAGAAAGCACCUAGCGAGCGCUCAGCAGCUCCCCCUAGUGAGCACAGUAUCCGCAGUGUCCACAGCGCACUCUCACAAGGCCAAAACUCAGCGUACGGACCUCCUGCAGCUGCCGCACCGGGUUCUCCACCAGGCCGAGACCUGGCAUCAGUGCCCCCCGAACUCACAGCAUCCCGCCAGUCCUUCCGCAUGGCCAUGGGUAACCCCAGCGAGUUCUUCGUAGAUGUCAUGUGAUGCACUUCAGGUGACUAAUGAGUGACCUGACACUCAUGCGGAUAGAGAGAUUUCUGGAAAAUGUGCUAGUUACCCUUGUAAGUGAUAAAAGGGUACCUAAGUGUUCCAUUGCAUUGUCCCUCCUGUGUCCUGUGGCUUGUACUUUCUUCAGUGAAGAAGACUGGGCUGGAUGGAGCUCUUAUCCCUGUGUCCUGCUGAGGGAGACUCUGCCGGACAGAGGGAUGAGCUCAGAGUGGCGUGAAUACUUUCUGUGUAGUGUCUUUUUUUUAUGUCUCGCAUUCCUGUCUGCCUUUUUCCUUUUUGCAGUUUCAUAACCUCAUUGAGAGCCAUUUUUAUCAAAGACUACGAAAGAGAGACCGGGGAGAGGGAAGACGGAGGUAGCGCCUCUCCCUGUGGCUUUUUGCUUUUAAAGGAUGAAGUGGAAUCCGUUCAUAACAAUUCACAUCGAAAAAAAGAUGCUAUCAUGAGAAACUAUAGACGGUUGUUUUAUAUUUGACGUUUCUUCUUAUACAUUCUCUAUCAGUAAUCAUAUGAAGAGUGGGAAAGAGAGGGGGUAAAAA
Messenger RNA from Hemibagrus wyckioides, 3155 nucleotides. Its product is annotated as segment polarity protein dishevelled homolog DVL-3. The transcript is spliced from 15 exons. NCBI's taxonomy places the organism in Eukaryota, Metazoa, Chordata, Actinopteri, Siluriformes, Bagridae. Gene Ontology annotation, molecular function: frizzled binding. The record is from RefSeq and is a predicted model, not a curated record. Gene Ontology annotation, biological process: intracellular signal transduction; canonical Wnt signaling pathway. Gene Ontology annotation, cellular component: cytosol. The coding region runs from base 508 to 2595 and encodes 695 amino acids.